This is a messenger RNA of Colletotrichum costaricense, 882 nucleotides long. RefSeq lists its product as uncharacterized. Bases 1 to 882 code for a protein of 293 amino acids. The transcript has 3 exons. Lineage: Eukaryota; Fungi; Ascomycota; Sordariomycetes; Glomerellales; Glomerellaceae. The record is from RefSeq and is a predicted model, not a curated record.
AUGUCCCCUUGGGAAAGGGAAGAUAACUCGACCGCCGACAAUGCCAUAAUCACGGAGGAAGACCAAGAUCUAAAUGACCCGGAAAACAUUGAUCACUUGGUCUUCCAGCCAAGAUCCUUCUCUCCCUUUCAAGCCGAGACAUUAGAUGGCAUGCUAUCAACGAAUGCCCUCGAUAGCUUUAUGAAAGCUAGUGGGAAUCAGCCUUUCAUGAAGGCAACACUCAACAGCCCAUCGAACUCACCUCGAAUAGACCCGCUACUUUCCUGUCUCAAUGCCUCAGACUGGCCCAGAGUGAUUUCUUUAGGCUCAGAUACAGAGAGGUCUAUAGCCCAUGUCGAAAGGCGGAGGAAGCACAUACGGGAGUCUUCAAGUCAUAAUCAGGAGUGGCCUCGAAAUAGCCAGCGUUCUCGACACAAUCCAUCGAAGCAACACCCGGAACAAGAUAGUCUCUCAUGUUCAUGCUACGCGCGAGUCUUUCUGCAGCAUGAGGACGUUAGUUCUAACCUUCUCUGGAGUAUACGAAGCAAAGCUCCUGCGUCACCCGCAGAAAUGCUGCGGUCCUUGAAGCGAACUAUGGAGGGCCUCGACUCCUUCUUCGACUGCCACACACAUUCCACACGUCCGGAGUUUGUCGCCUUGCUCGUAUCAAUGUGCGAUAUGAUGCUUGGUGGUGUCGAGUAUUUGGUCCCUAAGCUUUGCGUAGACGAUGACAUCAUUUCUGCAGAUGAUGACUCGGAUACAUCCAGUUCCCAUGGUGACUCGGGGAGACGCUCUAGCAGCAGGAGCGGCAGCGUCAAUUUUACGUCGCACCCAGCAUUCAGAUUGAGCCAAGGGACAUUAGACAAAGAGGAUGAGCUUCAUACUGUAUCACGCGGUGGAUGA